GCAUUCAAGACAGACCACUUGUGCUCAUCCAAGCGCAUGCAAGAAUCCGCGCAGAUGCGUUUGUAUUGCUGAUCUUAUGUGCAUUCAGUGGUGUGAAUUUUUAAUAAACGUUGGGCGUGUCUUCGAGCAGUUUGCCAGAAGUUAAAACCUUCAUUAAAAGUCUUCACAUUUGUGAUGACUCAACGAGGGUAAGCCAUGGCCAGCUGCAACAAAGAUCAUUUGAUAUGCCCAAUAUGCAUUGAUACGAUUAGCCAUGCUACUUUACUCAAUUGCGGUCAUACCUUCUGUCGGGUCUGCCUAGAAGAACUCUAUGAUCAGCACGGAGCGAACUUAUCAUGUCCGGUGUGCCGUGCAAAGACAAGGUUAACUGCAAAGGGUGUUCAUGGACUUCCACCAAAUGUCAUCAUCAACGGUCUCGUGGCUGACCUCAUCAAACCAUCUCGUGAUUCAGCCAAAGCUUGCCGCCUUCACAACGAUCACGAGAAGGAAUUGUUCUGCGAGGAAUGCAAAGUGCACAUAUGUGUCAGGUGUUUGGUAUCAGAGCACCUGAACCACCCAAUGAAACCGAGGGAAGUGUUCGAGAGAGAAAUCCAGGAAAAGGUUGACUGUCUUAUGCAGCGUGGCCAGGCGAAGAAAGCAGACAUGGAGAUGAUAAUCACAUCUACUGUGGCACCUAGACAAGAAGUCGCCACUGCAGUUGAAAAUUUGGAGAGGUAUAUCAAGUACGCAUUUUCCACGAAGGUGAGGAUUUUGAAGGAAAAUGAAGCCUCCUUGCUUGGGGAAGUAUGUUUGUUGCUCGGAAACUACGACCGCAGCAUUAGUGACCUGACAAUGCCAUAUAAACAAGCUGUUGAGGAUAUUAAUCGUGCCUUGGCGGUCAUCACUGUUGAUGCUCCAGGAAGCUUGGAAGCAGACAAGCUGGCAAGUCAUACCAUGGUUUGCAAUGACCUGGAUGAACUCCUCAAUGAAAACAUUGAAGACAUUGAUGCUGAUCUUGUAGAAAGUGCCAAAGAUGCUGCGAUGGAUACAGAAUUCCACCCAGUAAGGGAUGUGCAGCUGAUGACUCUUGGUAUUAUCAAGAUCAAGAAGAAGGUCAAAGUCCUGAGGGAAGUUCAGCUGCCUUGUAUGGUUGAGGGGAUGACAGCAGGAUCGCAUAACACAGUUCUGGUUGGAUAUGGGUCCUGGCUGUCUGGGUAUGAUACGUAUGGUGUUACAGAGCACAAUGAUAAAUGCAAAUUCAAGCAAGGGGACAGAGUGGAGGCUAUACGUCUCGAUGGUAGUGAUGAUGAUGACGAUGAUGAAAUUCCUAUAAUUGAUGAUGAUGACGAUGAUGAACUUUCUAUAAUUGAUGAUGAUGACGAUGAUGAAAUUUUUUCUAUAAUUGAUGAUGAUGACGAUGAUGAAAUUCCUAUAAUUGAUGAUGAUGACGAUGAUGAAAUUCCUAUAAUUGAUGAUGAUGACGAUGAUGAAAUUCCUAUAAUUGGGGUCCAGAGCAUAGAGGAAGAGGACAAUAGGGAAGUGUGGGAUAUUGCAAAACUAUCCAGUGGUGAGUUGGCCAUAUCCCACGGAACUCACUCUGUUGCCAUCUACCUAGAUCGUCCAACGCAUUCCAAGUACCAAUGUACAAAUGUAGGUUAUGCAUGCCAGAUAUGCACUGACCAAGCCAACUGUGUCUAUGUCGUCAACGGGAAGCCAGAUGUAGCCAUCUUUCAGGUCGGUCGUACGGUGAACUCGCGACGUAUCAUCCGCACUAAUGAACUCUGCCCUCGACAGGUGUCGGUUACAAGCAAUGGAGUCAUCAUUGUUUCCACAUGUGACAUCACACCGAGCACCGUGACCGUCUUUGACAAGAAUGGCACAGUCCGAUCUUCCUUGAAGGGGACCGAUGAUAAGGAAACUCUGUAUGCUGCAGUAGAUUCCAGAGAUCAGGUACUGAUCGCCCGCAUUAGGCAGGGUUCUACGAUACUCAAAAUGUCCACCUACAUUCUACAAGGUUAUGAGCUGAAGGAGAAGGUCAAGUUUGAUGACGUUGAGCUUCCUUUAGAGGUGUACUCUUCGCUUGGCUCACUGUGCCACCUGGUAAGUCUAACGCCAGAGCUGUUUGCCUUUGCUCAUUUCGAUAGUUUGGUAUUCUUCAAGGUACCAGUCUAAAAGGCACCAGUGUAUGUGGCACCUGUGUAAAAGUCACCGGUGUAAAAGGUGACUUCAUUGAUGAGUGGAUAAAAGGUGCGACCAUGGGGUUUCAAAAAACACCCUAAACAAGUAUUUUCCAUAUUCUGAAAAUGCAUCCCUUAACAAGUAUAGGAAUCUAAACGGUAACCUUGACAAGUAUUCCCUGAAUUGACCCCCUAAACAAGUACAGCAAUAUUUUAAUUGUUAUGUCACGAACGUCGGCUUUACCAUUAAUACCGUCCCAUCUCCCACUCCCACCUUGCUAAAAUCGGACCCUAAACACAUAAUGUUGGGGCAGAAAGUACAUCCUUUAUAAAGCAUUUUAGUCUUUAUACCCUCGUAAAUUUGACCAUAAACACGUACAUGUAGCUUUCCAGUGAAAUAUAUACCUUUGUUUUUGACAUCCCUAGUAUGUACGUAACUUGCCCAAUCUGGUAUCCACUCACCAAUGGAUGGCCCCUGGGUGUUUAUUGAAGUAUUCUGUAUGUCACAGUAAUUCAAUGAUUGUGCUGCCAUACCCUAUCAGAUUAAUGUACAUACUUUUAUUCCUUUGUUUGAUUUGGGGAAUUACAGACAAGUCAAGGGCCCCUGUUUUACAAAAACUUGCGAUUGAUCCCAUCAGUCACAGUCAUAAUUUUUCAUACACUAAAUUGGCAACGUGUCCCUUUGUAAACAAAGAAGAGCACACUAAUUGUCAAGACAACGAUGGACGCUUGAAUAUACACGUACCUGGGUCCCGUAACACAAAGGUUAGUGACAACGAACGUAGAGGGCAGUAUGUGUGUUGCUGCCCUCUAUAUUCGUUGGUUAGCGAUUAAUUUUCACUGUUGAUUGUACAUUGUAGUCAAUGCAAUUAAUCGUAGAAAAAUGUUCUGCGAUCAUUAAUUGCUCUAAAGCUUUGUGUUACGGCUGUAUUUAGAAAUCAUUUUGGGUACGUAUAUGCAGUUUAGAUGUUCGGGUGUUGUUGGCUUUCCAUAGUUAUGUUUGAUUGGAUCAAUCACAACUCUUUGUAUUAAGACGGGGCCCAAGGUCCGUUGCAGAAAGACUUGCAAUCAAUCGCAACUCAAAAAAUCAUCCGCAACUCGAUUUUCAACCAAUCAAAAGCGCGCAUUUGGGACUUGCGCUUGAUUUUUUGGCUUGCGCUUAAAUGCAACUCUUUCUGCAACGGGCCCCAGGAGAGAUAAAGGAAAAACAGCAAUUACAUUGGCCCGUAUUCUGAAGUCGGGUUUAACUUAAACUCAGGUUUAAAGUUGUGGUUUAAGUAUGGACAGCCAAUUGUUACAUAAAUCACUAACAGUAGGGAUAUAAUAUUUCAGCUCAUUUGGCUCCCAAAUCAUUCAUGAUUGUCUAGGAAGUAUAUAUAAAUUAUUGUCUUCACCAUCGAUGAAUCAGGAAAGAGCACAGCAAACAUAAGAAAUGUACAACUUAAUAAAAAAAUUUGAUACUUAUGGCUGUCCAUACUUAACCACAACUUUAAACCUGAGUUUAACUUAAACCUGACUUCAGAAUACAGGCCAUUAUGUUUACCAUUUGUUUGUAAAAUAUAGGAAUUUAAUCUAUAUUUUUGCUUGUAAAAUAAAGCAAUAUAUCUUCUAGGUAUUGGAAUAAAUUUGACUUCAUAACUUUACACAUAUAUCAUGCUCUCUGAGGAGUGAAAAGGAGAUUGUUUUUUGUGCAAUUCUAUGGAAACUGAUAUAUAUUUUUUUAUUUUAUAGUUCUUUAUUGAAAAGAAGGCUGUUCUAGAUGACAUGAAUAAUAGAACAACAUUGGGUUAACUUAAAGAUUUUUUUUUGUAAGAAAGAAAUAGAAUUUAAUGUAUGCAUCUUAUUCAUGUAAUAGAAAAAAUAUGAAUAUUAGAAAAAAUAUAUUGUAGUAUUAGACGUGAUCACAGAUUCAAAUAAAGAUUAGAUGUUCUUUUAAAAGUGAUAAUUCAAUGAAAAUGAACAAUGAACAUUUGGUCUUUUUUCUGAAAAUUAUUUUUGAAAUAUGAUGAUAAGUGAUCAAUAAUUUAAUUGACUUUCAGGGAAGUGAAAAUAUGCUUUUAUUUUCUUGUGUUCUAUACAAACCACUUCAUUACCAAGGUACAAACACUAUAACUCAUGUGUGAAUUGGAAUUUUACUGAAAAAAUAAUAAAUUUUAUCCUUCCAUAUC
Molecule: messenger RNA, 4324 nt
Organism: Lytechinus pictus (painted urchin)
Lineage: Eukaryota; Metazoa; Echinodermata; Echinoidea; Temnopleuroida; Toxopneustidae
Exons: 2
Coding region: 196-2151 (651 amino acids)
Biological process (GO): protein monoubiquitination
Molecular function (GO): ubiquitin protein ligase activity; zinc ion binding
Source: RefSeq, a predicted model, not a curated record